GAGAUUUGAGGUACGAUAAUAAUGAAUCAUAUUAUGUUUGUUUUUCACCGGCAGUGUUGUUUUGCGCAAUCUGUGAGCGCUCGUGUCGCAAAAUGUAUUCGACGAAAGUAAGAAUUUUAAAUUCGCAGUUAGGAAUUCUGCAAAAACAAUCUGUAAGGAGUGCAGCAGUGAGCAGCACAUCAAUAAAAGUUGAAGAUGCAACGGUCCCGCUCAAAUCAUUGAAGGAUAUCCCGGGCCCACCGUCACUGCCCUUUAUUGGCCCUCUACACAACUUCUUGCCAGGAGGUAUGUUCUAUAAUGUGAAAGGUAUAGAGCUCAAUAAAAAAUUGUACGAAAUGUAUGGACCUAUUGUGAGGUUGGACUCAAUGCUGGGCACGGACUUAAUAAUAGCUCUAUACGACGCUGAUGGUGCGGCCCAAAUCCUUCGCGGCCAGAAUUGGAUGCCUAUUCGACCUGGAUUCCCUUCACUGGAAUACUAUAGGAAAAAUUAUAAGCAUAAGAACGAAGAGUCAUCCAAACCAACUGGACUUUUAACUGACCAUUUAGAACCAUGGAAGGAGUUCCGCUCUGCCAUGAAUCCCGUGAUGAUGCAGCCGAAAACUAUCAGACUGUACGCAAAUGCGAUAGAUCAGGUCGCCCAAGAUAUGAUCUCCAGAAUGAAAUCAACACGAGAUGAAAAUAACAUGCUUCGUGGAAAAUUCGACAUAGAAAUGAAUUUGUGGGCCUUGGAGUCGAUUGCUGUGGUCGCUCUGGGCACUCGGCUGAACUGCUUCGAUCCGAACCUGGCUGAGGACUCGCCAGCAAGGAGACUCAUCCAGCGCGUUAAUGACUUCUUCAAUUGUGUCGAGGCAUUGGACUACAAGCCAACCUUAUUUAAAUUUACCCGUACAUCAAGGUUAAAUAAAGCGAUUAAAACCUAUGAAGAUCUUGAAAACUUAACGAAAUAUUUCAUACAAGAAGCAAUGGAACAAUUGAAAAAAAAUAAAGGAAUAUCUAAUGACGAAAAAGGUGUGCUUGAAAAACUGUUGGAAAUAAAUGAAGAAUUCGCGUACAUUAUGGCGGCCGACAUGUUGUUUGCUGGUGUUGAUACGACUACCAACACUAUGCUGGGGGCAUUGUACCUCCUGGCAAUAAACCCAGAUAAGCAGCAAAAACUUCGAGAGGAGGUAAUGUCGAAAUCAGACAAGAAACCAUACUUGCGGGCAUGCAUUAAAGAGUCGAUGAGGUUAAUGCCGAUUGCACCUGGUAACUUCAGAAAGACAACCAAAGACUUCAAUAUUCUCGGAUAUCAUAUACCAAAAGAUACACAUAUCCUUUUCGUACACCAAGAGAUGUCAUUAAACGAAGAUUACUUCCCGAGAGCUUCUGAAUUCAUCCCAGAACGUUGGACAGUUGAUAAAGACGACCCGCUGUACCAUGGAAACGCGCAUCCUUUUGCCUUUUCUCCAUUUGGCUUUGGAGUCCGCAUGUGCAUAGGUCGUCGCAUCGCGGAGCUGGAAGUGGAAACGCUACUGGCGCGGAUCGUGGAGAACUUCAAGGUGGAAUGGUUCGGACCACCAGCAAAUGUAGUCCAAUCUGCACUUAACUACGUCAGAGGGCCAUACAAUUACGUUUUGAAAGAUGUGUAAUAGUUUAUAUCUAAAAUACAUACACAAAAUCGUAAAUUAUAUUUAUUUUUGUAAAGGA
Messenger RNA from Manduca sexta (tobacco hornworm), 1686 nucleotides. Its product is annotated as cytochrome P450 CYP12A2. NCBI's taxonomy places the organism in Eukaryota, Metazoa, Arthropoda, Insecta, Lepidoptera, Sphingidae. The transcript has 10 exons. The record is from RefSeq and is a predicted model, not a curated record. Gene Ontology annotation, molecular function: iron ion binding; oxidoreductase activity, acting on paired donors, with incorporation or reduction of molecular oxygen; heme binding. Bases 93 to 1628 code for a protein of 511 amino acids.